This is a messenger RNA of Ustilago hordei, 5550 nucleotides long. RefSeq lists its product as uncharacterized. NCBI's taxonomy places the organism in Eukaryota, Fungi, Basidiomycota, Ustilaginomycetes, Ustilaginales, Ustilaginaceae. Gene Ontology annotation, biological process: RNA processing. Gene Ontology annotation, molecular function: nucleic acid binding; ATP binding; ribonuclease III activity. The record is from RefSeq and is a predicted model, not a curated record. The coding region runs from base 1 to 5550 and encodes 1849 amino acids. The transcript has a single exon.
AUGCUCUCGCAUGGGAGCAGGGACGAGCAGAGAAGGCUUACCUCUGUCGAUGCGGAUGAUACAUAUAGCCCAACUCUGCAGCCCGCUUCCUCCUCAUCCUCUUCAGCACCUCCCUUUAUCGAGCAAGGUCCCCGUCCUCCCCCUUCUUCCGCACCAGCACAACUGGCAUCACCACUCUCUUCCCUCAAGGUCUCCGACUCCAUGUCCAAGCGUACACGAGCUGACUCUCUUCCACAUGGCCCCCGUAUCCCUCGAUCGGGUUACAUUGCAACUUCGUCCUCCUCGUCAUCCAACGACCUCCCAAUUCCACCCCUCGUAGACAGCGAUGACGACGACACCGAAGAAUCCGCCUCGCGCAGACGCCAGAAGAUCAUAGCUCGCAUCUCCGCUCAAACCUCCGUCGACCCUUCCGAUCAACUCCGCUCCGAUCAGCUCGCCACCGUACCCCGCUCUUACCAACUCGAGCUCGCUGAGUUAGCAAAAGCGGGAAACGUUCUGGUCUGUCUAGAUACAGGAAGCGGAAAGACCCUCAUCUCUGUUCUGCUUUUGCAGUAUGUUCACCAACACUCUUCUCCUCCUCCUACUCCAUCUCUGGCUCCGUCUUCGGGGGCUCAACCUUUCUCCUCACCCGCUCCGCAGCGCAAAGUCGCCUUCUUCCUCGUAAACCUAGUCCCUCUAGUUCACCAACAAUCAUCCGUCAUCGCCGGUAACUCCCGCCUCUCGGUCGGUAAGCUCUAUGGCGAACUCAAAGAUUCUCUCCGCAGCAAAUCCUCCCAACUUGCUGUCGACGAUUGGCGUUCUCCGCAAUGGUCCGCCCUGCUCGCAUCGCACCAAGUGAUCGUUUCAACCGCACAAUGCUUCCUCGAUGCUUUAAUUCACGGUUUUAUCAAGAUGUCCGAUCUCAACCUUCUCAUUUUCGAUGAAGUUCAUCAUGCCCUCAAAAACCACCCCUUCUUCCGCAUCAUGAAGUAUUAUAGGCUGGCCAAGGAGGAAGAGCGGCCAAAGAUCUUUGGCAUGACGGCUAGUCCCAUUUUUACGGGGUCAGGGAGAUUUGAUGAAGCGAGCCAGUAUUUGCAACGGGCGAUGGAUGCUAGGAUUCACACUGUCAGUAGGGGAGCGUUGAGGGAAUUGGAGGAGGUGAAGAGGCGACCAGAGGAAAUGGUGGUUGAGUUUGAGCCCUAUCUUACUGUGGUUGAUGAACCGUGGAAUGCAGAUGCGGUCAAGUAUUCGGAGCUGAGUAUGGAGAUGAUUGAGUUGUUCAGCAAGAAGGUCGAUCUCGAAAUUUGCCUAGACGAUGAGGAGGAGGAGGUGGAUCCGCUGACAGAGGCAUUCGAGAAAGAAGUGAGACCAAAGCUAGAGUAUACGAUGCGACAUCUCGGUCCUAUAGGAUGCGACUUUUUCUGGCAUAGCACUCUUCUCGAGUAUCGAUCCCGUGCGAGGAAGUGGGCCAAUAUCGAUCGUAAUCAGAGGACGCUUGUUAGUGAUGAAUGGAUAGUCGAAGCUGCUUCCACCCAUCGCUCUUCCAGUGUAGCUCCCUCUGACAGUCAAGGCCCGCCGAACUCCCAAACCACCACCACCACCAUCACCACCACCACUCAACCUGGCUUCGGACUGGGCCUAACAGUAGCCCAUCUCUCCACCAACUCCGACCUAAAUUCUCGUAUCCUCCUCCAUAUGCGAUCCCAACCUUGCAUCCCUGACACACUCGGCCUCAACGCCACCAAUUCCUCCCCGAAACUUCUCCGCCUAAUCGAGCUACUCCACUGCUUUGAACCCAGCAAGUCCUCCUUUUGCGGUAUCAUCUUCGUCGAGCGCCGUCAAACAGCCACACUUCUUGUCGAGCUCGUCAAGCGCAUCCCCGGUCUCGAAUUCAUCCAUCCCGAGUUCUUGCUAGGACACGACAAUGGCGCUGCAAACGGUGGUGCUCCGGGCAUGGACUGGCAUGAUCAAGUUCAAGUGCUGAACAGGUUUAGGAGGAGGAAACCGACGAAUUUACUCAUAGCGACAUCUAUCGCCGAAGAAGGGUUGGAUAUUCAGGCUGCCAACCUCGUCAUCCGGUUUGAUCUGUUUAAUCGGCAUAUUUCCUUCCUGCAGUCGAGAGGGAGGGCGAGAGCGAAGGAGAGUAGGUUCAUUUUGAUGGCUGAGAAAGGGAAUCAGGAGCACGCCGGGACCAUUCUGAAUGCGUUUAAAACCGAGGCUAAUAGAGCAAAGUGGUUGGAUGGAAUUGCUGAACCGCAUCUCGCUAUGCCGGAUUGGGGUGAGGAUUGGCAGCAAAAACUUCGCAUCGACACCGAUAGCCAGGAGGGAGUUGGGGUGGAGGGGGGAGAGGAGGAAAAGUGUAUGUUCGAACCAACCACAGGCGCACGUUUGUUCCCGGAAGACGCACCCACGCUUGUCUCUCACUAUGCUGCCAGCCUGCAUUCCGAGUAUCUUAAGGAUGCGGUUCUUGCUUACCGCAUCGAAAAAGUAGAUGGUCUUCCGAGUUACAAAGCUGUACUCGAGCUACCCUCUACCGCGGCGGUAAGGAGUGUAGAGUCUGAUGGGUGUAGGAGCAAGAAAGCGGCUAAACGAAUGGCUGCUUUCCGCGCAUGCCAACAACUCCGAGCUUUGGGAGAACUGGAUGAAUGGUUGAUGCCCAAGCUCGUUCCUCGACUCAAAAAGGCUAAGGAUGGUGUAGUGGGAUUGGUUAACGCUCAUCAUCAGGCUUGGCGGGGAAGCGGAAAACCGAUCAAUGUGCCGAGUAAGAAGCUGGACGGUUGGGCGCGCUUCGCCUCCUCCCACCACCACGCUAUGGGACAGGGGUGGUGCGCAACGUUAUUGCAACUGGAUAAAUUCGACGAGGGAUAUGAGCCACUAUUGCUGCUAACCCGCGGUCCUUUACCCGAGACGAAGCUCUUGAAGCUGCUCCAUGCGGGUUCGGGCCAGAUGAAGGAUCUGCAUCCCAAACCUCUCCGGAUUGCUCCCGAGCUUGAUUCGGAGCUCAUAGGAAAGGUGGUAGAGUUCACGAAAUUCGUCUUCAAGCUUAUCAGCCGGAAAGAUGGGCAUUCGCCAAAAGGGAAGAGGUUGAGUUGGCAGACGAUUGAGAAGGGGCAGCCGACGGUACUCGUUCUUCCCGUUCGCAUUGCUGCUGAGGAGGUGCAAAGUGUGGGUGAUGUAGCAUUGGAUUUUCCCCCAUCGCUGGAUCUCACUCAACUAGAUCUGAACGCGGAGGGAUCGGAGCAGAAGCUGAAGGGUAGAACUCUGGUUAAGCAGCACGGCUAUCACUCGCACUCGCUUUACCAGUUUGAGAGCAUUCGAUCGGAUCUCUGCCCCAACUCGCCACUCUCGUCUGGUGCAGCGGGGGAAACAUAUCUAACCCAGCAUAUGAAGAUGUACGCUCGUCACCAAGCAUCGGCCGACGAGCACGAGGUGGAAGUGCUAGCUGCUCAACUCGCGAAUCAACCCUUGCUGAGUGUUCGGAAGUUGCCCAAGAUCAGCAAUCUUCUCUCUCCUCCCCCCUCGAUUUCUUUCUCCGCCACUCCUGCUACGACGCAGGGCGCAAGGUUGAUCGUGCCGUACUUUUACGCACUUCAUCCGCUCCCUUCCACUCUUCUCCGCUCGAUCCUUCUCCUACCCUCCAUCUUUACUCGGUAUGACCAACUUCUUUUGGCUCAAGCGUGCAAUAAUGAUCUCCUCGAGGGGAGAUUGGACAACGAUAAAGUCCUCGAAGCCCUCACCUCCCCCUCCGCCGGCUCUGCGUUCGAUUAUGAACGACUAGAGUUUCUCGGAGACACCUUCCUAAAACUCAUCGCUACAUGUCACACCUUCACAACCCACCUCGGUCGAACAGAGGCAGAGCUACACAUGGCUAACAAAGGCAUUGUUACCAAUGUUCGCCUUCUGAAAGAAGCAAAGCGAUUAGGGUUGGAAAAGUAUGCUAUUCUACCCAGCUGUAAUCUCUUGCCGCGUCGGUUUACUGCUCCUGUUAUCUGCAAUGUAGGAGGUGCACUCACAAACGAUCCAUCCAUGGAUCACGACGGGCAGGUGGAUGUAGUGAAAGAAAAAACUCUAAGCGAUAUAGUAGAAUCUCUCAUCGGCGCUGCUCUCCUCUCCCCUUCCUCCUCCUCCCCUUCCUCCUCCUCCCCUUUUUCCUCCUCCCCUUCCUCUCCUUCCUCCACGUCUACUGCGCUUUUCGUAUGUCGAAUUUUGCACCUGAUCCCAUCUACCAUCUCAAGGUUGUGCGAUUUCAACAAGCUCUUGGAAGAAAUCAAACACGAAUCGGUAGAAAGAAACUGGUCUUCCCGACUCAACCCUCCGUCUCUAAGGCACCUACAAUCGCUCUUCUCCCAUACAUACCGAUACCCGCAUCUGGCACUAGAAUCUUUCACCCACCCCUCUUUGCUCGCUUCCAUCCUGCCCUCCUACCAGCGGUUGGAAUUUCUGGGAGAUGCUUGGAUAGACUUUUUUAUUGUCUCCCGAAUCUACACCGAAGGUGGGGGUUUGGUGGUGUUGGAUCCUGGAGAAAUGACGGCACUCAAAGGCGUACUAGCCAGCAAUGCCGCGCUGAGUGCGUUGGGGGUUAAGUUGGGACUGCAUAAGUUUAUUGCUAGUAACAGUGCGGUUCUUGUGGAGAGCAUUGCAAAAUACGGCAAGGGGUUGGAGAAGGUGUUGCGAAAAGGUGGGGGUGAAGGACAGUAUUGGACAAAAGCAGGGAUGGUGCAGGUGCCUAAGGCGGUUGCGGAUGUAGUAGAGGCUAGUUUUGCGAGUAUAGUUGUGGAUAGUGGGUUUGAUCAAGAUACUGCCCAGCGGGUUUUUGGGAGGAUUUUUACGCCGUUUUAUGACGAGCAUUGCAAAUGGGAGGAUUUGAGGGUGGGCGAGGUGAAGAGGGUCAUAGAGUACCUUUCCAGCUGUUUCAAGAGGCGAGGGGGGGGAGGAGGGGUGAUGUUGGAGGUGAGCACGAACUUGGUUGAUUUGCCUGCGAUCGCAAGCGAUGUCGGGGACAAGGAUGGGGAGGAGGCUAUCAUGUGCGCUCUUCUUACGCCGGUCAACGUCGAGUUCAAGGUGCGCGGGACCACGAUUGCCAAGAUUAAAGGCGUGCUGGCUAAGACUCCCUUACAUCUGACCCGAGCUGUGGGUAUUGCGAGGGAGCUGCACGAACUUGAACCUCAAAUGGCGAAGCUUUCGAAGCUCAGACCUCUUUCCAUGGACGACAGCCCUGUUCUGGCGUUGAAUUCGAGUGACGAUGAGGAGGAGGAGGAGGAGAUGCAAACUGAUCAAUCAUCCAAUCUGGAGCAACCGGACGAAGAGAUGCCGCAAGCCAACACCGCCAUUUCGAACCAUCAAGACGAUCAAGCUGCACCAACGGAGGCAUCGAAACCGCAAACAAACGAGAAUUGGGAAGACCUGAUCGACCACCAAGAGCAUCUCCUUCUUCAGCUAGCUAGGACCUUGGGUUGGAAGUCAACCAUUCAAACCCCCCUUACUUCUCCCGCCACUGCUGAGGAAAAGGAAGAGGUAGUGAUGACUCUGGCUAAGAUUCGAGAUCUCAUCUUGCCUCCCCUCCUCUUCUGA